AAGCCCGGGCUUCCUCGCUGUGGGGCGGCUGGCCACUGACCUGCCCGGAGCCAGGCAGCGCAGGGAGCCUCCGAAAUAUGUAGAAAACCCCAAUGGAAAUGUCCUUUUGACUUGUUCCGAAGCAAACGGGGUGCCCCUGCUCCCCGGAAAGCUCCGGCUUUGGGCCAUUCUGACUCUUGUGGGAGUUCCCGAGGAAGGGGAUUCGGGUUUCCAGCCGGCUCUGCGAACCGGGGAGCUCCUGGGCGUGGAGGAGCGUGUGCGCCGGCGGCCGCUGGACGGGGUGCCGUUGUCCGUGGAGUGGGUGCAGCAGACAGACAGUGUGCUGGUGCAGAGCCGGGGCGCCGGGCUGAGCAGGGACCUGCUGGAGCUCUACUUUGAGAACAAGCGGAGCGGUGGGGGCAGCGUGCAGGCCGUGAGGGUGCUGGCAGGGGGCAGGGCGGCCGUCAUCUCCUUCCAGGACCGGGCAGCUGUGCAGCGGGUGCUGGAGAAGCCCCACAGGCUCCAGGAGAGCGACCUGGACCUCUCCCCAUACUACGACUUCCUGGAGCCCCCUGACUGCCCCCCGGAGGAGGGAGCCGAGGCCCCCCCAGGGGAGGCGGUAGCAGUGGAUGGCGGGCCCCAGGCGAUCUGCGUGAGCCUUGAGGACACAGCGAAGCGGCAGCUGCUGGAGUGCAGCGGGGCCCUGCCGGAGCUACAGGCUGCUUUCCCGGAGCUGACGCUGCGGCUGGAGGAGAACGGGGCCUGGAUCUCGGGCGGGGACGCAGCCCGGCGGCAGCAGCUGCAGGAGCAGCUCCUGGACACCCUGCAGGGGAUGGCCCAGGAGCUCCUGCCGCUCCCGGCCCAGACCCUCAGCUUCCUGAAGCGCGGCGACGUGCGGGAGGAGGUGGAGCGGCUGCUGGCUAGCCAGGGCUUGCCGGCCUGCUACGCACCCAGCGGGAGCGCGCUGAGCGUGACGGCGCUGAGCCCUGUGGCCGCCCGCCAGGCCAUCUCCUCGCUGAGCGCGGCCCUGAGCCCCUUUUGCCUGGCGGUGUCGGCGCAGCACCUGCACGCCCUGGGCUCGCCGCGCUGGGAGCAGCUCCAGGCCUCGCUGCGCUGCUGCACCGUGUGCCUGGCCCCCGGCGGCGAGCACCUGCAGGGCCUGACGCUGCACGGCCUGGAGCAGGAGAACAGGGAGAAGCUGCAGGGCUUCCUGCAGGACGCCGCCCUGGAUGAGAGCCUGGUGUCCAUGGAGCCGGGGAUGCUGCGCUACCUGCAGCUCUACUACCAGGAGCUCCUGGCCGGCAUCGCCGAGGUCACGCUCCUGCCGCUGGAGGGCACCGACGUCACCGGCUUCAGGCUGAGUGGGGAGGCGGGCGCGUGCCGGGCAGCGGCAGAGUUCCUGCAGAGCCUGCUGGGCACCAUCAGCUGCCAGCCGGUGACCCUGCGGCACCCCGGCGUCGCUCGCUUCCUGCUGGAAGAGCGAGGCCAGAGCAUUCUCCGGGAGCUGGAGAGCCGCUUUCAGUGUGUGAUUGGGCUGGAGCAGGUCCACUGGAGCCCCCCGUACGCACAGCAGGACCUGGAGCUGCCCGAGGAGCCCAUUCCUCUGAGCUGCCGCCGAGACUCGCUGCCCACACGGCUGGAGCCGCCCGACGGCGACACCACUGACUGGUGCACCACCAACAUAGAGGAGAUCAAAGGCCUGCUGGCCUCCCUGCAGCCCGGAGACGUGGCGGGGGCUGCCCAGCUGGCUGGCCCUGCUGCCGGGGAGGCCCCGGACUCGGCAGCGACCAGCCCUGAGGAGGAGGAGGAUCUGUACACUGUGGGAGAGCCUGGCACUGCCGCGGGGCAGGAGGAGGCGGAGGCGGUGCCUGCAGGGCAUGACGGGGAGCGGAGGGGCCUGGCAGACGGCGACGAGGAGGAGGAGGAGCUGCCCUGCGCCACCAAGUGCUCCAAGGCCCCCUUCCAGUCGCAGUGCAGCAUGGAGGAGGAGGCGCAGCUGCUGCUGGCCAUCCAGCAGUCCAUGGACAGCCAGCGCUGGGAGGAGGAGGAGCUGCAGCGCGCCACGGAGCUGUCCCUGCGCGCCUACGAGCAGGAGCAGCACCAGGCCCCGGCAGAGCCCGCGGCUGACCGCAGCCUGCAGGCCGCCCUGGCGGAGUCUCUGGAGGAGGCGCUGUGCGUGGCCGGCUCCGCCCAGCUCACCAUCUACUCGGCCUACGAGCAGGACGUCAGCGCGCUGCCGGGGCAGCUGGAGCAGGCGUUGCGGGCGCAGCAGUGCCAGGAGAAGGUGGCGAGCGAGGCUCUGCGGGCCCUGCCCUCGCGCUGCCGCGGGUACCUGGCCCAGCUGCAGCGCCAGCACACCGUGCGCAUCUCCCUGCAGGACGCCACAGCCACCGUGCACGGCUUUGCCGACUACACGGCCCACGCCGCCCGCGACCUCACCCGGCUCCUCACCCGCCUGCUGCAGGCCCAGCUCCCGCUCGGGGAGCCAGCCGCGCGCUGGGUGCGCUGGGAGCCCCCCGGCACCGCCACCCCCUACUCCUCGGAGGCCAGCGCCCUGCUGGAGCAGGCCUGGCGCCGGCAGCAGAAGCGGCUGGAUGUGCUCUUUGACGGCAGGCCCUUCACCAUAGACUUUGAGCGCAUGGAGGAGUACGACAUCGGUGGCGCCUGCACCCUGGCCAUCUCGCGCACCGAGCCCCUGGCCCCGGAGAACGGCCGCCCUGCAG
Terrapene triunguis (Three-toed box turtle) is the source of this 2702-nucleotide messenger RNA. It is a transcript of the gene PARP10, whose product is annotated as poly(ADP-ribose) polymerase family member 10. The transcript is spliced from 6 exons. NCBI's taxonomy places the organism in Eukaryota, Metazoa, Chordata, Testudines, Emydidae. The annotation marks the transcript as partial. The record is from RefSeq and is a predicted model, not a curated record.